Messenger RNA from Lucilia cuprina (Australian sheep blowfly), 2193 nucleotides. RefSeq lists its product as uncharacterized. Bases 262 to 1923 code for a protein of 553 amino acids. The transcript has 6 exons. The record is from RefSeq and is a predicted model, not a curated record. NCBI's taxonomy places the organism in Eukaryota, Metazoa, Arthropoda, Insecta, Diptera, Calliphoridae.
AUGCACCACAACGUUUUUAAGACUUUUUAUGGUAGUUGAGUGUGAACCAUCGCGGCAUCAAGACGCUUAUACUUGAAAGUAAAAUCAAACUCUUAUCUGCAACUAAAAUAAAACCGUUACUAAAAAUAAAUAUAGAAAAGUAAUUACAAAGUAAAAAAAAGUAAACUAAACCUUCAUUCAAAUUACUACUUCAAGUGGUUGUGGUUGUUUGUGUUAAUUAAUAGUGGUUUUGAAUUUAAUUCCAAACUGGAUUAAACCAUAAUGAGGUCUAUGUGGUUGUUGCUUUUGCUUAGUGGUCAAACUGCUCUUAGCCAUGCUUGGAAACCUAUAGUGGGCCAGGCGCCAGCUAAUGCGGCAAUAACAGGCUCCAAGGCAACAUCCACUGCAUUUACAAGUUCAUUUAGUCUGCAACAGUCACAUCCCGAAUUUGGUAGCAAAACCUCGUAUGUGUCGGACAGUGAUACUAAGGAAGUGCAACAGCCAUUAGCUGCAGAAUUAUUGGCGGUAAAAAGUAAUUACAAACCCCCAAUAGCGGUGCCAGCAGUACCAAGUAGUAUUAAUUUUGGCGAUGCCAGAUUUGGCUACAAAACAACAGGCUAUGAAGAGGAUCAAUGUUCUGUGAAAAAAUAUGCCUUUAAUCAAGAUGGUAUAGUACGUUACGAAAAUAAAAUACCGGAACUGUCGCAAUUUACGAUUUGCUUUUGGAUGCGUUUUACCAAUCACAGUGGCGAUCAUGUCAUUUUAACUUAUUCAACUGAGGACGAACAUAGAGAUUUUCAGUUUUGGGUUGCGAAUGCAAAAAAUUCCAGUUUUUUAUCGAUGGCUAUAAAAGGUCAACAAAUGUAUAGACUGAAUUAUCCAUUGAGGGUUCGUCAAUGGCAUCACACUUGUACCUCAUGGAAUGGUAAAACGGGUGAAUGGCAGGUUUGGUUAAAAGCAGAACGUAUUGGACGUGGUUUCCACAAUGCCCUGGUGGGCCAUAAAAUUCCAGCCGGUGGUAAACUUUAUUCAGGUGGUACUUCGGUUACUGGUAAAAUUUGUGAUGGGCUACACUUUGAAGUCACUUUAGUGCAAAUAUAUCGUGUAGCACUAAGUGCCGGUAAAGCUCAUCGCGAUCACAAACAUCAUCACGCACAUCAUUUUGAUCAUGAAGGUCAGGAAAUACAACUCACCACUAAAGCUCCACCACCAAUAAAUCGACCUCAACCAAUGCAUAAUCUAUUGGCUAAUGGACAAAUACCUACACGGGUAAGGAUAAAUCUAGCACAACCUAACCAAGCUGAUGCAGCUGCGGCGACAUCAAUUAAUCAGGCGGCUCAACAGGGUUUAACCAUACACACCAACUUCGUUAAUGGUCAAAUUAAUGUCGGUUCACGUUUAGUAGCCCAACAACUUAUAGGACUUAAUCACAAAUUGGCCACAGGACCCCAAACAACACAAACUAUUAACAGACAGCCCGUUUAUGAUCCUGCUAAUCCUUCCAAUGUGCAAUUUGUAGACGAAACUGAGACUCGCAUACUCUUCAAACGUCAUGCCAUCAGCUCUAGUAUGAAACCAGACAGUGCUAAUAAAGAUGAGGAUAAAACUCUGAAAAAACGUGGUUUAGUAUUUUUGGAGGAUGGCAGUAUAGUGAAUGAUCCUUUGGUGGGAGAUAAUGCAGAAAAGUUCAGAUACGAUGGCUUGGCUGAAUUUGGAGGACAACAGUUUAAGCAUGACUUGAAUGGCAAAAGUAAUAUCGAGGAUGAAAUUAUGGAACACGAUCGUGAACCAGCCGAGGAAGAAGUUAAGGCUGUUAUGUCCUAUUGUGAUGUCUGCGAAGUAGAACCAUUCCAAGGUGCCAUAGUAUUUGCUUGGAAGGAAGCCCAUGAAAAACUGGAUAACGUUCUGAAGGGCUACAGUGUGGGUGGCUGCGGCCAAUUCUAGAUUCAUUUUAGUAUAAACAUAAUUUUAGUACAAGUAGUUAAUUAUGAAAUCUGUUUAUUUGUAGUUGUAUCAUAAAAGCAAGCAGUUUUAUUAUGUUUUUGUUUUAGCCACUAGUCAGGGAACGCACAGAAUUUUAGUUAAAAGAAUGUUCGUCGGUCUUUUCGAAAUAAAUGACUCAGAGGGUUUUAUAUCUAUACAUUCUUAUCCAUGUAAUAUAUGCAAUAAAUUCAUAUAAACAUAAUUAUUUAAUAAAGUUUUAAGCAAAAAUAA